GAGCACCAUCCCAAUCAGUGAAGUUGUUGCCAGGCCCUGCACAGAGAGAGGACAUUUAUUGUACCAGGUCCCACGCACAAUGAUGAUGACCAGUCCAGUGGUGUGCUGUUUCACCUGUCCGGGUACACCAUUGCUCUGUGAAACUUGUCUGUCUCCAUGGCAACAGCACUCUCUUGUGGCUGGCGAGGGCCACUGUUCCAACAGCAGGUGUGCCGUGGUGGGGGUCCUCCUCACCUGCGCUCUGGUCACCGACCCCAAGAGCAAAGUCAAGGGAUGCCCGGAGUUCCGUGCCUGUCCCAAGUGCCACAGCCUGAUCAUGCACGGCUGCGGCUGCAAGUACGUCAGCUGUUCGCAGUGCACACAUCGCUUCUGCUACAUCUGCCUGAGUGACCGUGGAGAGUGCAACAAGAACAGUGAACUGUACUGGUCUCUCACCUGCUCCAAGCCCACAGCGGGCAGACAGUGGUUCUGUAUGGGAUGAGGACUGUCCCAAUCAGGGAAGCCGACAGGGACAAAGGCGUCAGGCCCAGGGAGAGAGGGGGCCCAGAAUCUCUCCCCCAUGGAGAGAGGGGGCCCAGAAUCUCUCCCCCAGGGAGAGAGGGGGCCCAGAAUGGAACCCUACAGUGCAUUGUAUUGGGAUGAGACCCUUUCAGAUAACUUUGUCUCAGGCAUGGCCAAAGCUGUCAGCGGCCCUGGCCACAAUAAUAACACACCAGGCUAUAUCAAGUAAUCUUAUCAUGCAAAUGCCAAUGUGUCUGAUUUGAUUUUGUUUAAGUGAAAAUGUACAAAUUCCAUUAAGGUGUGCAGCACUACGGGUUUUUAAGAGAGAUUAUUCAUUCCUGAACACUGUAUAAAAGACAAACGUUGAGUUCUAAGUGUUGUAUGUUGAAAAAUAUUUUGUAUAGGACUAUUGUGUGUGUGUGUGUGUGUGUGUGUGUGUGUGUGUGUGUGUGUGUGUGUGUGUGUGUGUGUGUGUGUGUGU
This is a messenger RNA of Engraulis encrasicolus (European anchovy), 982 nucleotides long. Its product is annotated as potential E3 ubiquitin-protein ligase ariadne-2-like. The record is from RefSeq and is a predicted model, not a curated record. Lineage: Eukaryota; Metazoa; Chordata; Actinopteri; Clupeiformes; Engraulidae. The coding region runs from base 80 to 481 and encodes 133 amino acids. The transcript is spliced from 2 exons.